AUGGCUGCUGUGAAUAAAUCAGGGCUUUUGAACCUAGAAAAAGUGUGUAGAGCUUGUUUGCAAAUAAAAAAGGAUAUGAGACCUUUAUUUGAACAACUUACUGCGACAAUGUUAAUGGGAAUAUCCAAUGUGCAGGUGGCAGUUGGCGAUGGUUUACCAUCCCAACUAUGUCUCCAGUGUGUGCAUCAAAUAUCCAGAUGCCAUGCCUUCAAGGAGAUGGUGGAGAGAAAUGACGCCACAAUACGUGAUCAGUUAAAGUGGGUAGCGGAAGAGACUCUCAAGAAAAAUGAGAAUAAGAUCAGUAUAACAUGCGCGGAGCAGCCCUUCAUCCAGUACAUUGAAGUGCCAAUGCCGAACAGCAAUCAGAUGCUGGAUGAAUUCUUCACCAACACACCAGAACAGGCACAGAGUGAUAAAACUGAGAACGUAGAGAAGACGAAUUUUGAAGACAACAAGGAAACAACCGAACAAGCACCAGUUAAAGACGACGAAGCUCUAAACAUGGACGAGAACUACAUGCAAAUGGUGGUAUUCCAAGUGACGUCAUCAGUGUCUCCUGGCCGUCACGUGUGCAAUCUGUGCCACAAGGAGUUCAAGCACGGCAGAUGGCUCAAGAUGCAUAUGCGAUCUCAUACUAACUGGAUAAAGGCCAACUGUAAGAAGCCCCCCAUGUGCCCGGUCUGUAAGAAGACAUUUAAGGGUCCUGGUAUGUUACGCAUGCAUAUGCGCACGCAUGAGCAAAGGCCGCCAAAACAACCGACAUGUUCCGUCUGUCAGCGAACAUUCCCGAGUAAAACCCUCCUCUACCGACAUAGACAAACUCACUUCGAACAGAAAAUGCACCAAUGUACUAUUUGUGAGAAACGCUUCUUUAGCGGCUACGCAUUAAGGUCGCAUUUGGCUCGGCACAGAGGGGAGAGGCCGUAUAUGUGCACCAUUUGUUCUAAAAGCUUCUAUAAUCCUACAGAUUUAAAGGUGCACUUUAGGCUACAUACAGGUGAAAAACCACUAAAGUGUUCCGAAUGCAGCAAGACAUUCCGUCGCCACUCCACACUGUGUCAGCACAUGAAGAAACACCGCGGCAUCAGGAAUCAUAUCUGCAUGGUCUGCAAUAAAGGAUUCUAUGAAGUUUCCAAACUUACAGCUCAUAUGAGAGUACAUACAGGCGAAAGACCAUACGAGUGUCAAUACUGCGACCGUAAGUUCGCGCAGCAAUCCGCAUUGAUCUACCACCGGCGCACUCACACCGGAGAGAAGCCGUACAGCUGCAAGGUGUGUCCUGCUCGCUUCACCACCUCCUCCGCCCGCAACAACCACAUGGUCACACACACCGGCAACAAGAAGUUCAUAUGUCCCGUGUGCUUCAAAGGUUGCACCUCUCGUACGGAGCUACGCAUACAUUCCAGCAAACAUACUGGAGAGAAGCUCUUCGGAUGUGAACUGUGCUCGCAAAGGUUCAGCUCGGCUUCAUAUUUAGCUGUGCAUCGGAGACAUCAUACUGGAGAGAGGAAGUAUCAAUGCCAGACUUGUGGAAAGGGUUACAUAGAAUCGAGUGCUUACAAGAAACAUUUAAAAACUCAUAUGGGUAAACAAGAUAGUGAAUCAACCGAAAACAAUGCAACAGAACCCGAAAAAGAAGAAAGGGAAAAAGAGGCACCUCAUAUAAUAACUAUUACUGAAGAAAAAACAGAAGUUCAACAACAACCACAAGAACAGCCCGUUCAGAUUAGUGGACCUUCACCGAAGAGAUUCAAAUGUGGCCUCUGUGUGAAGACUUAUAUGUAUCUACACAGUUUGAAGAAACACAUGCUGUCUCAUAUGACGGAACAUCAUCACCAACAACAACAACUACUACAAGAGCAACAGCAACAACAGCAGCAACAACAACAACAACAACAGCAGCAGCAGCAACAGCAGCAGCAACAGCAGCAGCAACAGCAGCAGCAACAACAACAACAACAACAACAGCAACAACAACAUCACCAACAGCGUCAAGCACAAAGUCAACAACUGCAAUCACAACUGCAGCAAUCGCAACAGCUACAAUCUCAACAGUUGCAACAAUCACAACAAAUCCCACAGCAACAGCUGCAGCAGCAGGUGGUGCAGGUGGGCGGUGUGCCGCAGCUAGCGCUACCUCUGCACGUCACAGGUGUACAGGGUGGUCAGCACUCAUAUCCGGUGAUAUCUUCUGUGCAAUCCCUGCAGCUGCAGCAAACUCAUCAACAAGUCAAUACGCCUCAACAGCUGCAAGUACAGACCAUACAAAUCCAUCCACAGCACCAACCUAUACAAAUACAUGCAGUAGGUGUGCAGCAAGUGCAGCAACAGCAGCUGCACGUCGCGACAUCUGCCUGUCAGACCAUGCUGCCUAAUAUAUUGCAGCUCCAACCUGCAACAGUUGCUGUAUCAGGAUUGAGUCAGCAAGAGCUGAGCGGCGUCGCGCACCGCAUCAUACUGCAGCAGCCGCCCACACAUCCAGCACUCUACUCCAUACAUCACUGAUACUAGUUACACUACUGAGGCUUGUGUAAUUGAGUCAAGUUACACUAGUGAGAAUAAUUACACAAUAAAGACUGUUUACAGUACUGAGUGUUUACACAGUUAAGUCAAGUUACACUACUGAGUAUUUACACAAUUAAGUCAAGUUACACUAGUGGGAAUAUCUAACAAUUGAGUCAGAUUACACUAAUGAGCUUAGUCACACUUCUGCGUCUGUUUAAACCUCUGAGACUAGUUACACAAGUGAGUCUGACCGGAGUUCUAGUUAAGUUGAUCUAGUAUUACGGAUGUUCAAUAGAGGGGAUAAAAUGACGAGUCAUUUUUAUUACU
Molecule: messenger RNA, 2832 nt
Organism: Papilio machaon (common yellow swallowtail)
Lineage: Eukaryota; Metazoa; Arthropoda; Insecta; Lepidoptera; Papilionidae
Product: zinc finger protein 271
Exons: 14
Coding region: 1-2505 (834 amino acids)
Cellular component (GO): nucleus
Molecular function (GO): zinc ion binding
Source: RefSeq, a predicted model, not a curated record